UCGAAGCAGUCACCCGUGGACCCUCGCUUCGGUGCAAUUACUCGUGUCGUGCGCGGCCUUCCGACGAUGGCUCGCAUCGGUGUUCUGCGGCAGUAUCUGGCCACCAUUUCGGUGAACCUUCUUGGCGUGGGCUACGGAACGGUCAGCGGAUGGACGUCCUCUGCCCUGCCCACGCUGCAGUCACCGGAUGGUAGUCCGCUCGGCACGGGGCCCAUCACGCAGCAGCAGGCGUCCUGGAUCGGCGGUGUCCUUUGCCUGGGCGGUAUCGUCGGCACGCUGGUCGGGGGUCUGUUGGUCGAGCGAGUCGGUCGCAAAUGGGCGGCGUGGUUGGCCGGUUGGACACUGGUAGCCGGCUGGGUGCUGGUCAUCGUAGCGGACCGGCCCGGCUAUCUGAUGGGAACACGGUUUCUCGGUGGCUUCGCCGGAGGCGUACAGUACGUGGCGACCCCCCUCUACGUUCCGGAGAUAGCCGAAACCAGAAUCCGAGGCGCGCUAGGAUCCCUGCUCGUGCUAUCCUGUUGCGUUGGCGUCCAGCUAGCGUACCUGACCGGGGCUCUGUUACCGUACGCAACCAUACCCUGGAUUUGCCUGUCGGUGCCCGUGGUUUUCCUCGCCGGCUUCGCGUUCAUUCCGGAAUCACCGUACUAUCUAUCAAAAAUGCAACAGCACCAGGCUGCCGAGGACUCGCUGCGCUACUUCCGAGCGGUCCGCAAGGACGGCACGGUCUUAACCACGUCGGACGGGUUCGAGCGGGAGCUGAGUCAACUCCGGAGCUUGCAGAGUGACCCGAAGGGCACCAAGCCGCACGAUCCGCUUCGAUGGGCAGAUUUCAAUACCAAUCACGCCCGCCGGGCCUUCCUGAUCUGCCUGGUCCUUAUGGCCCUGAACCAGUUCUGCGGUUGCUUCUACAUGAUGAACUAUGCGGAGUCGGUUUUCGCCAACUCCGGCGCCGGGUUCGGUCUGCCGGCCCGCUACUCCGUCAUCGUCGUCGGUCUGAUCCAACUUUGCGGCUGCUACACCUCAACGCUGCUGGUGGACCGCACCGGGCGCAAGCUGCUGCUGGUCAUCUCGUGCACCGGAGUGGCCCUGGGGCAAACCGUAUUCGCCGCCUAUUGUUACGGGCAGGCUGUGAUGGGCUACGAUCUGACAAUGGUCGCCUGGUUGCCGCUGGUGUGCUUCUCGGUUGUAAUCUUCGUCGGUUCGCUGGGUGUCCUGUCGUUGCCGUUUGUGGUGCUCGGAGAAAUCAUGCCCCAGAAGAUCAAAGGAUUCGCUACCACGUUCUGCAUGACCAUCAAUUGGACGUUUGCGUUCGUAGCGCUCAAGUAUUUCUCCGCCAUCGGGAUCGUGUUCGGAAUGCACGGAUUGUUGUGCGUUUUUGCCAUUUGCUCCCUGGUCGGAGCAGUGUUCGCCGCUUACGUAAUACCGGAAACCAAAGGAAAGGACUUCGAUGAAAUCAGAACCAUGAUGGACAAGUGAGGAGAAAAUUCGCAUGAACAAUAAACUAACGACGAGCGGACGUGACGCGAGCGGAUCGAAGCUAACAAACUACCGAAGCAACGGAACACUUGAAACAACUUCAUAUACGAGCGAGAGAUGCUCGAGCAGACGGCAAACAUUAAUUAAUGGCGGUAAUCUUUAAAAUAACAUCAUCACCUUCGGGAAAGCAGGAAGCGCGUAGUCACGUUCCGGUGAUUCAUUGAUUAAUGCUCUGUGGGGUUGUACUGCUGCUUCCGAUGUACUGCUGCUGCUGCUGCCGCCGCUGCAGACUGGAUGCUGUGGACCUCGCCGGAUGGCGUCUCGCCGCGCACAAUUCAUUGUCCACGUAAUGAGCACUUAAUUCGUUAAGGCGAAGCACUUUCGAGAAACGUGCCGUGAAUGCUGAUUCACGGCGACAGCAUACAGUGACUUUCAACAACAGUGGCCUCGUGAUAAGCCCUUGGGAAUCGUUGUAGUUAUCGGCGGGAAUCGCUUAAAUGGCCAGUCAAUUAUGAAACCAGUUCCAAAAAUACAACCCCUUAG
Molecule: messenger RNA, 2019 nt
Organism: Anopheles bellator
Lineage: Eukaryota; Metazoa; Arthropoda; Insecta; Diptera; Culicidae
Product: facilitated trehalose transporter Tret1-like
Exons: 8
Coding region: 67-1476 (469 amino acids)
Biological process (GO): transmembrane transport; carbohydrate transport
Cellular component (GO): membrane
Molecular function (GO): sugar transmembrane transporter activity
Source: RefSeq, a predicted model, not a curated record